AUUAACCAUCAAAUUCCUAACAGAGAGUCGGCUAGUUUUCGUUUCCACGUUCAUUAGCACAUUGAAAAAGAAAAAGGAAAAAAACAACGUCAUUCGCGUGUGUGUGUACUCUACAAAAAUUAAUAAUAAUUAUAAAAGCGCGUGCUACACAGAUGCAAUCCAGACCCACCGAUUACGCUCUCACCAACCGCCAUUGAUUCCCUCACACGAUCACUCAAAACUCGACUCUCUGCUACAAAAUUUCUUCAUCCUUCACACCAUCAAACCAGAUUUCAUUUCGGUUCCUUCACACAGAAUGUCGUCGGUGCUGAAGCUCGCCUCAUCGCAGGACGACCGAGAAGGAGGAGGAGGAGGAGGAGGAAUCGAGAUUCCGGAGAAGAGUAUUCUUCUUCCUCGUGAAGCGUUUCUCUCUGCAGCCGUCUCUUUGAAGAAUCAGGUUGUGGAUGUUACUUGGAACCGGAGACGUAACGAGGAGAUUGGCGUUGAUCCGACGGUGUACAGCGGCCUCCUUGGGACGGCGGUAACCUGCCUGAGAUCGUACAAGGCCACCGGGAACCACCAGGACUUGUUGUUGUGCUCUGAUAUCGUCGACAAAUGUACGGUUGCAGCACGUGCCUCUCACAGGCACUUGACAUUUCUGUGUGGUAGAGGAGGAGUUUAUGCUAUUGGCGCCGUAGUAUCUCAUUACAUGGGGGACCCUCAAAAACUUGACUUCUUCUUCAAUCUUUUUCUCCAGGCGGCACAAGAGAAAGCACUCCCUAUUGGACCUGAAGAAGGAGGUUUUGGAAUGUCAUAUGAUCUCAUGUAUGGGCGAGCUGGGUUCUUAUGGGCUGCCUUAUUCAUUAAUAAGCAUCUUGGAGAGCAGAGGUUACCCCAUGAUCUUCUCAUGUCUGUAGUUGAUGCUGUUUUAGCGGGUGGCAGGGCAGGCGCAUCCGACAACCCGGACUGCCCUCUGAUGUACAGAUGGCAUGGGACAAGAUAUUAUGGUGCAGCCAAUGGCCUCGCCGGUAUCUUGCAAGUACUUCUGCAUUUCCCACUUUCAAAAGAGGAUGCUGAUGAUGUUAAGGGGACGUUGAGAUAUUUGAUGAGCAAAAGGUUUCCACACAGCGGUAACUAUCCCUCAAGUGAAGGGAACGCAAGGGACAAAUUAGUCCAGUGGUCUCAUGGGGCAACUGGCAUGGGCAUUACCCUCUGCAAGGCUUCACAGGUUUUCCACGAAGACAGGGAGUUCAGGGAUGCUGCAAUUGAAGCAGGGGAAGUAGUAUGGAAAAAUGGAUUGGUCAAGGAAGUUGGACUUGCUGACGGUGUCACUGGCAAUGCAUACGCCUUCCUUUCCCUUUAUCGCCUUACCGGAGAGACUGUCUACGAAGAAAGAGCCAGAGCGUUUGGAACCUACUUGUAUCAUAGUGCUAGCAAGCUUGUUGCUGCCCGAAACCAGGUUGAAGGUGACCGUCUUUACUCUCUUUUCCAUGGGCUUGCUGGAACUGCUUGCCUUUGGUUCGAUCUGCUUGAACCUGAGAAGUCAAGAUUCCCAGGUUAUGAAUUCUAGUUUAAGCUGAACUCAUACGCGUAAGGUAAGCAAAAGCAUCCCCCUUCGAGUAUAAAAUUGUGUAUAUUAUGUCACUGAUGUCUUUAAUGUUUUGGUGUGGUGGACUAGACAGUUUUAAGCAUAAAAUGUCUUACCAAGAGCAACAAAGUUAAUAACCAAUUUUACAAUGUGUAAGAUGUGUUAUGGCAACACACCAAUUGAAGUUGUAGAAUUGAGUUUUCAAGUGUGAAAACAAUUCAAGCCAGGGUUGUUGAUUUCUUCGCCUCAAAGUUUGGAAUGUCUUUUUAAGUGCAUGAUUCUUUUA
Molecule: messenger RNA, 1853 nt
Organism: Benincasa hispida (wax gourd)
Lineage: Eukaryota; Viridiplantae; Streptophyta; Magnoliopsida; Cucurbitales; Cucurbitaceae
Gene: GCL1
Product: GCR2-like 1
Biological process (GO): peptide modification; carbohydrate metabolic process
Cellular component (GO): plasma membrane
Source: RefSeq, a predicted model, not a curated record